Molecule: messenger RNA, 1303 nt
Organism: Ictalurus punctatus (channel catfish)
Lineage: Eukaryota; Metazoa; Chordata; Actinopteri; Siluriformes; Ictaluridae
Product: natural killer cells antigen CD94
Exons: 7
Coding region: 96-914 (272 amino acids)
Source: RefSeq, a predicted model, not a curated record
AAGUCUCUGUUAUGUAAGUCUUUUUUUUCUGCCUUCGGACAGUAAGGGGUUUGGUCAAGAAAACAAAACAAGAUCAGCACAGAAAGUGAGAGACCAUGGACGGAGAGAAUAUGACUAAGGUAGAGAUGAAAGAGCUCAUUCCAGCAGAAGUACCAGACGAUAAGGAUACAGAGAAAGGCAACAUGGAAGGAACAAAAGCAAAGAAAGAAAAAGAAAAAGACGAAGAAGGAGAAGAAACUAAUGUGUACUGCAAACUGAAGGAUCCAUCAGAAAAUGUUUAUAUGGCUGCGAUGUCCAGUUCCACUCCAAAACACAAUGACGAUGUUUGCAGGAAAGUUAAUCUGUACAAGAGGAUUUGUGCUGGUUUCAUCAUUCUCUCUUUGCUCUUACUGGCUGUGAUUCUUGCUCUGGCUGUGAAAUUAAAUGAAGUUCAGUCCAGCCAGAAGUGUGCAGAUCUCUCUGCUGAAGUGCAGACAACGCCCAAUUACGCGCAAGUGCAGACAAUGCCCAAUUACCCCCUAAAACAAGGGUAUCGGUGCGCUGUGUGUGAGAAGGGCUGGUUGAAAUUUGAGAACUCCUGCUACUUCAUAGCUAGGACUCGUCUAACCUGGCAGCAGAGCAGGGAGGACUGUCAGAAACGAGGCGGAGACCUGGCUGUCAUUGACAAUGAAGGAUUGCAGAAACGUCUAACUGAGAUAAGGGGCGUGCUAUACUGGAUUGGGCUCCAUUAUUCAGAAAAGCAGUGGAUGUGGAUUAACAAUACUGCACCAACCAAGAGCUACUGGGCCCCUGGCCAGCCACAACCAAACUCUCCAGGCUUCUGUGCACUGCUAAAGGCAGAGAGGUCACAAAUGAACAACUGGAUUUCAAACGGCUGUGAGGUGUUGUCACAGUACAUCUGCCAGAGAGAAUAAAAGUGGAGAAUGAUCAACUAUAUCCAUCACAUACAUCUGCUACAUUUGCCUUUAAUAUCAUCAUUUUACUCUUUUACUUAACUUUUACAAAUGCAGUUCAAAAAUGGUAAAAACAGAAUCAGUACAUGAAACAAUCCUGUUCUGUCAUACACAAUCAAGAUUGAGAAAAUGAGAAUACAAGUAUAUUCAUUGAAAGUGACUCUGUGCUUAUAUUACUUUGUGUAAAUUGUACAAUUACUAAAUUGUAACGUUUUUAACUGCACUGAUACGUUGCAUUAUUUUUAAAAAAUAAUUUUGCAGAAUGUAUUUUAAAAUAUAUAUUAUAAAUAUAUACCUAUAGUGGACUUUAAAAUAAGUAGCGAGAUGUUUUUUUUUCUUCAGUGAUUCAA